Molecule: messenger RNA, 657 nt
Organism: Colletotrichum godetiae
Lineage: Eukaryota; Fungi; Ascomycota; Sordariomycetes; Glomerellales; Glomerellaceae
Exons: 3
Coding region: 48-290 (80 amino acids)
Source: RefSeq, a predicted model, not a curated record
AGAACAUUGUACAAUCAUUCCGUAAAACUCCAGUCUUUAUCGCAACGAUGCAGCUUUUCAACGCAAUUCUCGUAUUUGCCUCGCUUGCAGUGGCUGCUCCCGCUGUGGAUGUGGCUGCCGCCCCUCUUGAGGCGAGAGCGGCUCCUAGCCCGUGCUACUCCAACCAGAAGUUGACCUGGAACACGGGCCAGGUCCCUGGUAGCGGUGGAUGGAUCUGCUACGAAACCCCCUCCGGACCCUGCACCGAGUACUCCUGGAAGACCGACCUUCCUUACUACAGCUGCACCUAAUCUGUUUGCCCUCUAUGUGGCGACAUGAGCGUUGAAUUCGACAUUUCCAAUUGCAUCCUGAGCUAGUACAUACUGGAUACCAGAUAAUGCUCAGAUUCACUUCAGGAUAUGUCGCGAUUUUGGUUCAUUGUACAAUUAUUGCGAGGGGCGCCACAAAGGCGUACAACUGUCUUCCUCGUGUAGCAUUAUAUAAGCGAUCUACUCAUCCUUUGUGUCAUGAUGCAUUACUAUCGGGCGAGCUGGUCAUGGCCUUGCACUUACAAGAUGCCCGUGACACUCUUAAGGCGAUCCAGAAGUCUGAUGCAGACCCCAACAUCUUCGUCAUCGCUGCCCAUGAUGCCAGUCUGCAUGAUUUGGUCGACUUCUU